AUAUAGUCGAUGAUCAUCAGUACAGUGAGUUAGACAAGUUUAUUUUUCUUUUUUUCCAACUAGUUCUUUGGCCUUCACCUUGACAACACUUGAGUAGAAUUAGGUCAAAUUUCUUUUUUAUUUAAAAGCAUUAUUGCAAAAGAUUACACUAUGAUAAAAUUUUUACACCUACUAGUGAUUCUAAUAUAUCUAACAAGCGUCCACCUUCAAGAAGUUACUUAUAGGUUACCUUCUACGGUGAUUCCUUCUCAUUAUGAAUUAAGUUUAGCUUUCAGUCGUACCGUAUUUUCUGGAACUAAGACUACUUUUACUGGAAGUGCUGAAAUUCAUUGUACAGUUACUGAAACUGUUUCUCAAAUAAAAUUACAUUCGAAUCCCGAUUAUAUUCAGAUUACAGAUAUUACUUUUAAAAAAGGACCUGCUGUUAAUAAUUAUAUUAUUGAUAAUAUAACUGAAAUUUUAACAAUUUCAACUAUUAGUGAUCUAACACCAAAUGUAGAAUACGUUUUAACUAUCACUUAUGAGGCACAUAUAAAUACAAAUGAUUUGGUUGGAGUAUUCAGGUCAAGUUACAUAGAUGGCGGUGAUACUAAAUAUAUAUUUGCUGCUCAAUUACAACCUACUUAUGCCAGAAGAGUUUUUCCUUGCUUUGACGAACCUACUUUUAAAGCGACGUUCACCAUCACUUUUACCCUCGUAUCCAACGUAGCCGCUUUUUGGAAUACAGAACUAGAAAGCUCCACGGCUAUAACGACCAGUAUUAUUCAGUAUACUUAUAGAAAAACUCCGAUAAUGUCAACGUACAUGUUAGCUUUCGUUAUUUCUGAAUUAAGUUGUGACGAAGCGCUUACUGUGAGUGAAGUAGAAAAUACAGUGUGUUCUAGACCUGCUACAUCUUUAUUACGAACUUUUGCAGUUGAAAUUGCACCUGAAUUGCUUGAUAGAAUGAAUCAGUACACUCAAAUUAAUUAUAGUGAGGUUAUGAAUAAAUUACAUUAUGUAGCUUUACCAAACUCGGCGUAUGAAUCUAUGGAUUAUUGGGGAUUAUCUACAUACAGAGAACAAUAUUUAUUAUACGAUAAUUCAGAAUCGACGAACGUUGUUAAACAAAAAGUUGCUAUUGCGAUUGCUCGGGAAAUCGUUCAACAAUGGUUUGGAAAUCUGGUAAAUUUCGAUUGGUGGUCACAGAUUUAUUUGAAUAAAGGUUUCGCUGAUUACCUGAAAUAUUCGAUUUUAAAUUCGGUGGUUCCUGAUUGGCAGCUGCAGAAUCAAUACGUUGUUGAUAACGUUCAAAUCGCUUUAAGAGCCGAAGAAAACUAUUCACCAACAAUGAUUACGAAUGUUUCAACAACAAUGGAUAUAUUAUUGUCGUUGGAUGAUGUAACAAUCAAAAAAGCUGGUAGUAUCUUUCGUAUGGUGGAGGCCAUUAUGGGCGCGGAAAAUUUUAAAAAUGGGAUCAACCGAUAUUUAAACACUUAUGCAUAUGGGACAUCUACAUGGGAUAAACUAUGGGCUAGCUUAGAAACUAAUUUAGAUAAUACAGUUUCAAAUAUACCUUCCGGUGUAACAUUGAGUGCGGUUAUGGAAAAUUGGAUCAACGAAUCAGGAUUUCCCUUAAUAACUGUCACUGUUAAUGGAACUAAAGUAACUGUUACUCAAAAAAAACUUUCCAAUGAAAAUACUACAACUACAGAAUGGUUCGUUCCCAUAAACUACGUAACUUCUUUAGAUACGCUUUCCGACCAUUCUAAAAAUCCACAAUAUUGGUUGAAACCAAAUGACGUACUUACAUUUGAAAUACCGAAAGGUAUCGAUUGGAUUCUAAUAAACUAUCACCAAACUGGUUAUUAUAGGGUGAACUACGAUAUAAAAACUUGGAAAUCGAUAAAAAGGGCUUUAAAAAGUCCUGAAUUUGGUGGAAUAGACGAAAUCAGUAGAGCACAACUAGUUGACGAUCUAUUCAGUCUCGCUAGACACGAAAUCCUUAAUUAUACAAUAGUUUUCGAAUUGUUAGAAUUUUUAUCAGAUGACACGUCAUAUUUUACUUGGACAGCUGCUUUUAACGGCUUCGAAAAAUUAUUGAACAUCAUUAAAUCAAAGUCGUUAGCUGAUGAUAUCAAGAACAAUAUCUUAAGUCUAAUGUCAAAUUUAUACCAAUCUACACCUUUUGACUCUUUAGAAGAAGACGAUCAUCUUUUCACGUUAAAGCGAGAGUUAAGUCUAAAAUUGGCUUGUCAGUUGGGGCAUUUGGAAUGUAUAGGAAUGUCGCGUGCUCUAUUUUUAGCUUACAAACUCUAUUCAACUGAACCUCCAAAAGAAUUAAAAAGUAUCGUUUAUUGUACUGCUCUACAACAAAGCGAGAAGGAAGAUGACUGGCUUUUAUUAUGGAACGAUUAUAUUAAAUCAGAUUCGGAUUCGGAAAGAACUGUUUUAUUAAGAGCUUUGGCAUGUACUACAAAUUCCACUCUUCUAAAUAAAUUACUGCAACAAACUUUGAUGAAAAGUGCUGAGAUUAGGGCGGAAGACAGAUUCUUAGUUUUCGAAAGUGUUGCUUCAAAUCCUGUAGGUACUGCCGAAGCAAUUGAUUUCUUUGUCAAUAAUUAUCAAGAUAUUUCUGAGAAGUACAAAGGUCAAAACAUUAUCUCAAAUAUUUUGAAAACUCUUGCUGGUAUGGUCAAAAAUGAUAUGGAGCUAGAAAAGCUUAAAAAUUUGGUCACUGGUGAUAUAUUCCCGACAACAUUGGUAAAAGUUGUUCAAGGAAUAUUAACAAAUAUUGAGAGAAGUUUUUCGAGAGUAACGUCAUUUCAAGAAAGUUUAAUUGAGUAUUUUUAUCCGACGAAAUCCGCAGCGGUCAAAAUUAAUUAUAAUCAUGUCAUUUUCAUGAUAAUAUCAAUACUGUCUUUAUUCGUAUAAUUUCCUUUGUUGUAUAAAAAAUAAUAAAGUAUUUUUAAUUAUA
Messenger RNA from Diorhabda sublineata, 2956 nucleotides. Its product is annotated as aminopeptidase N-like. Lineage: Eukaryota; Metazoa; Arthropoda; Insecta; Coleoptera; Chrysomelidae. The record is from RefSeq and is a predicted model, not a curated record. Gene Ontology annotation, biological process: peptide catabolic process; proteolysis. Gene Ontology annotation, molecular function: peptide binding; metalloaminopeptidase activity; zinc ion binding. Gene Ontology annotation, cellular component: cytoplasm. The transcript has 15 exons. Bases 151 to 2913 code for a protein of 920 amino acids.